AUGACGGUGCUCCAUGAAGUCUGCUUCGAACUAACAGUCUCUUGGGUAUACAAUCGUAUGCUGUGGACAUGGACAGCACUGACUAUAUCCACUCUGAGUGUCCCAGUGAUCAUACCAGCUCAAACUGAAGGUCAAUGGUUUUCAGCAAAUCAAGAGAUGACUCAUGCAACUUCAAGGCAUCAAGCACCUACCGGUCCACCCUCCCAACAGGCGGGCAAGUCCAGGGAUUGGAUGCCCGCCGGUCCCGUCCCCAGUACGAAUUUUGGCAAUCGAACACAUGAGGUCUUGAGCACUGAUGGUAAAAAGAAUGGAACUGGAUCUCCUGAAGAGGUUGAAGUUCUUACUGAUAUUGAACCAAAUGAUCACGGUGACGGUAAUGAUGAUGCAAUUUUUGAAACUGUACACGACUUUUUGUGUUCCUGGGUCAAUCGCGACAGCACACCUCGGGGAGUCAUAAAAGUUCUCUGGAGUCUGACAAGAAAACCAACCAACCUGACCCGCCCGACCGAUCCGAGAUCUGGUGACGUAGCCAUGAUCACGGCCUUCGGUUCCCGGGCUUACCAGUCACCUAGCCCCAUGCCCACGAAAGGGUUUGAUGAAGUGGCCUAG
Messenger RNA from Tremella mesenterica DSM 1558, 609 nucleotides. RefSeq lists its product as uncharacterized. The coding region runs from base 1 to 609 and encodes 202 amino acids. The transcript has a single exon. Lineage: Eukaryota; Fungi; Basidiomycota; Tremellomycetes; Tremellales; Tremellaceae. The record is from RefSeq and is a predicted model, not a curated record.